This is a messenger RNA of Cladophialophora immunda, 898 nucleotides long. Its product is annotated as small nuclear ribonucleoprotein Sm D3. Gene Ontology annotation, molecular function: RNA binding. Gene Ontology annotation, cellular component: SMN-Sm protein complex; U12-type spliceosomal complex; U1 snRNP. Gene Ontology annotation, biological process: RNA processing; spliceosomal snRNP assembly. Lineage: Eukaryota; Fungi; Ascomycota; Eurotiomycetes; Chaetothyriales; Herpotrichiellaceae. Bases 153 to 503 code for a protein of 116 amino acids. The transcript is spliced from 3 exons. The record is from RefSeq and is a predicted model, not a curated record.
GCCGUCAAAACGAAACCAGCCUCAACUUCAACACCCGCAACCACUUGCGACUGCCUCAGCUGUGUUGGUGCUGUUGUCGCCUGUGUCUGGCCGUCGAUCCUUCACCGUAUCAUCCCUCUGCGCCGAACCACUGUGACCCGCGGGCGCCCAACAUGGGCAAACUCACAUCCACCAUCGGCAUUCCGAUCAAGCUGCUCAACGAGGCUCAGGGCCAUGUAGUAACGUUGGAGCUCACAUCCGGUCAAGUGUACCGAGGAAAACUGCUUGAAGCCGAAGACAACAUGAAUGUCCAACUAAAGGACAUCACCGCCACAGCGCGCGACGGCCGAGUGUCACAUCUUGAUCAAGUCUACAUUCGAGGCAGCCACGUACGCUUCUUCAUCGUCCCAGACAUGCUUAGAAAUGCGCCUAUGUUCAGAUCGAGGGGUACUAGAGGCCGUGGUGUUGGUCUGGCAAGAGGAAGAGCUACAGUUAACCGGGCACGGGCUGGAAGGAGGAAUUAAGCUGGUACAGGCGCAAGUCGGAUGACAUGGAAACAGAAAUCGGGCAAGGGUUUGUUUUACGACGUUCGAAAUCUUUUCACCGAAACGUGCAAAAGAAUCGCUGCGCCACAGGAGGUACAGAUCGAGAGCGGCUGGAGGGAAGCGAAGAGAGGAAGUUCGUGUGAGAACUGAGCUUUAGAAGAUACCGCCGCUCUCCAGGAAGCCUGUGGAUGUCUAUCCAAUUCGGUCCAACUCGAAAACACGCUCCGACCAGCUGGCAGACUCCUGAUGCCGAUAUGGCACAUGAUUGAAUGAGUGCAGGGCAGGCGUUGCAGCCUCGCUUACGAACACAUUUGAAAACCUCGCCCUGCCAAGGCUGAAUAUAAACAUGAAUGAAACACCAUUCGAACUUUGAA